Molecule: messenger RNA, 1151 nt
Organism: Pararge aegeria (speckled wood butterfly)
Lineage: Eukaryota; Metazoa; Arthropoda; Insecta; Lepidoptera; Nymphalidae
Product: protein FAM32A
Exons: 2
Coding region: 163-498 (111 amino acids)
Cellular component (GO): nucleolus
Source: RefSeq, a predicted model, not a curated record
UGACAAACUUGACAGCAAAAGAAAAUUCAUCAGACAAGUAAACAACUCACGACUUUUAAUUUACUUCUAGUAUCGUGAAUAAUAACUUGUACCUACCUAACGGGAGUUGGAAGCACAGAAGGGAAAUAAAACUUGGUAUCAACCAUUUAGAUUUUAUAAGCAAUGGGGGAGGAAGACGAAUACGCGUGUGUCAACAGAGCACAGUUAAAAAUCAAGGACAAUUCUGGAAUAAAGAAGAAAAAGAAGAAGAAAUCAAGUAACAAAGAAACUGAGAAAAUAAUCGAGAAUGAAGUGAAGCAACAAAUCAAACAACAAGCCAACAUUGAAACCAAGACCAAAGCUGAAUUGGCAUUCCAGAAGAUGCAGGAGAAAAUGAAGAAGCAAAGAAUCCAACAAAAAGCGGAGAUGACACAUAAACAGAGGGUUGAGAAGUUCAAUCAACACCUUGACAGUCUUACGGAGCACUUCGAUAUACCCAAAGUAUCUUGGACUAAGUAAAUCAUAUUUAUUUUGUUAACUUUAUAUUGUAAGGUAUAAAUUUGUAAUAAAUAUUACUUAUAAAAAUAUAACUCAAAAAAUCCAAAUAAGUUGUUUGUAUGAAAUCAAUAUUAUAAAAUACUAAUACUGUGGAAUCUCCAUAACUUGAACCUCGUUAAGUCAAAAUCCUUAGUAAGUCGACAAAAUUGCCAUUCUUUUCCGCUGAAUACCUAAAUACGCUGCAUCUUGAAUUAUUUAUACUUUGUAACUCGAACAAAAUGUUAUUUCCCUACAAAGUAUUGAUGAUACAUAUUUUUACUAACUCUAAUUUCAAAAAGGAAUUUGGGGUUUGUUGCUUCUAAUCUAUUGUUUUUGUUUCGUACACGUGCAACAAAUGAAUACAUUCAUGAAACUUUCUAAGUAAAACAGAAAUCGCGCCUCUGUAAGUUGAAAUUUCAGCAGUUAAGUCAUAUGUAUCUCGAAGUUCUUGUUAAGUCGAAAACUUGUUAACUCGAAUUUUUUUGCAUUUCCCUUGACAUUCGAGUUAUAGAGAUUCCACUGUACAAGCAUAACUAUUAUAUAAAGAACAUAACUAGAGAAAAAUCAGUGUUUAAUACUCAACAUUAAUGAAUUACUUCAAUAAUGCUCAAUAAAAUCUCUUGUUUUACAAUAAA